GAGACAACCCAAUAUUUCGCAUUCAACCGGAAAGCGAUUCCCAAACCCAAAUCAUUCACUCCCUCUUGUAAACCCUCCAACCCCAUUCCGAUUACAAAUACGAACAGAGGAUCGAAACGAUUUUCCAUACUCGAACUCAUUUUCCUGAUUUUGAAUCGCUUAUUUUUUUUUUCGACAAUUUUCUCCGCGAAGUUUGAACCCCAUCUUGUACUACACCAUUCACCAUGGCGAUUGACGCCUCCCCUGCAUUCCAAACCGUCACUCAACCCCACGACUUCCGGCCAGAAAUAUCAGCAUCCCCCUCCUCCGCCCAUGACGGCCUAGAGUUCUGGCAGUUCAUGAUUGCCGGCUCCAUAGCGGGCCUAGUUGAGCACAUGGCUAUGUUCCCAGUUGACACGCUCAAAACCCGCAUGCAGAUUUUUGGCGGGUCCUGUUCCGUUCAACCUAUUGGCGUUAGACGGGCCCUUGGCUCGAUUCUGAAGCUCGAAGGCCCCGCAGGGCUCUACCGCGGCAUCGGCGCAAUGGGGCUCGGAGCAGGACCUGCCCAUGCAGUUUAUUUCUCAGUGUACGAGAUAUUCAAGGAGUAUUUCUCACGUGGGAAUCCGAACAGCCCAGUGGCACACGCGGUUUCCGGGGUGUUUGCGACCGUUGCAAGCGACGCGGUGAUCACACCGAUGGACGUGGUGAAGCAGCGGCUGCAGCUGCAGAGCAGUCCGUACAAGGGAGUUGCGGAUUGUGUGAGGAGGGUGUUGGUGGAAGAAGGGGUUGGAGCUUUUUACAAGUCGUACAGGACGACUGUUGUGAUGAAUGCCCCGUUUACUGCCGUCCAUUUCGCUACGUAUGAGGCAGCGAAGCGAGGGCUGAUGGAGGUGUCGCCGGAGAGCGCGACUGACGAGAGGCUGGUGGUUCAUGCCACUGCAGGUGCGGCUGCUGGGGCUUUGGCGGCGGCUGUGACCACCCCGCUUGAUGUUGUAAAAACUCAAUUGCAGUGUCAGGGGGUUUGCGGGUGCGAUAGAUUUUCGAGUAACUCGAUAGGGGAUGUUAUUCGAAGCCUGGUGAUGAAGGAUGGGUACCGCAGUCUUAUGCGAGGUUGGAUUCCGAGGAUGCUCUUCCACGCCCCGGCUGCAGCAAUUUGCUGGUCCACUUAUGAAGCAUCAAAAACUUUCUUUCAAGAACUCAAUGGCAGCGACAGUUCCAGGACUUGAUCAAGGAAGAUGGAUCUGCAGAAACCUUGAUCUGGAUUCUCACACACUAGAGCAGCAGCUUUGGAGGUGUUACUUAUGCACAUAAUCGACUCGGUUGAAAGCCCUUGUUGGUGUAAAUGACUAAUAAAUUCACCGGGAAUUCCCAACUUCUAGUUUAGUAGAAGGGAAAAUUUGUGAACUGUCAUAUGAACUUGUACCCAUUUUUCAAUUUGUAAUACCAACUUUCCGAAAUCAUCAAUUUGUCAUCUCACCAUAAAUGUUAAAUUUUUCAUCAAAAAUAAGUCA
Malus domestica (apple) is the source of this 1490-nucleotide messenger RNA. RefSeq lists its product as uncharacterized. Gene Ontology annotation, molecular function: ferrous iron transmembrane transporter activity. Gene Ontology annotation, biological process: iron import into the mitochondrion. Lineage: Eukaryota; Viridiplantae; Streptophyta; Magnoliopsida; Rosales; Rosaceae. The record is from RefSeq and is a predicted model, not a curated record. Gene Ontology annotation, cellular component: mitochondrial membrane.